Molecule: messenger RNA, 6235 nt
Organism: Theobroma umbraticum
Lineage: Eukaryota; Viridiplantae; Streptophyta; Magnoliopsida; Malvales; Malvaceae
Gene: SETH5
Product: transducin family protein / WD-40 repeat family protein
Biological process (GO): endosomal vesicle fusion; protein targeting to vacuole
Cellular component (GO): late endosome; HOPS complex
Molecular function (GO): protein binding
Source: RefSeq, a predicted model, not a curated record
AGAAGCAGUGAUCUGUCACCGCCUAAACUCUUCUAAGUUCUGACUAUGAGCUUAUGUUGUUCGCUUUCACAGCCGGAGAUGAUAUUUCCAAGAAUUAAUGGUGAACUUUAAUUGACAACGAGAAAGCUUCCGCUAAAUGGAACUCGACAUUGACUCGUUACUUGACUCACACCUCUCCUCCGAUUCCGAGGACGAUUCCAACUCUAUCAUCGGUCGCCGCACCAUCGAUGAAAUCCUCAACGACUCCGAUUCUUCGACGUCAUCCUCCUCACCCUCUUCUCCUCCUUCCAUUCGCCCCUACUCCACUAACCGCCUUCCUCGGUCGCACACCGGUCCGCAAGACUUCGCGGAAUCUUUGAAGGGAAACGACGCGGUUUCGCAAGGACCAGCGGAAUCCUCGAAACCUAGCCCCUUCUCGCGGAUUGGGGAUCCUAUAUGGAGGGUUUCGUCAUCGUCUUCUUCCUCAAAACAGUUGCCGACGCUGUUUGGCGGAGUGAGAUCCAAUGCGAAACCCGGAGCUGCACUCGCUGCGGCUGCGGCGGCGUCGAGGUCGGUUCCAACGCCGCAUGCGGCGGCGAUCAAGUCUAGGAGGGCGGGAAGCGGCGGGGUUCUCCAGAAGGUUAUAGAUAGUGAUGAUCAUGAGGUAAGCUCAUUGAAUGGGGAAUCAAUUGCGGUUAGUUCGGAAUCAAGCGUUUCAGGUGAAAAAUUAGAAAUUGACGAUUCUAAUGAUAAUAAUAAAUUGGGCGAUUUUCAAUCUGCUGAUAACCAUGAAAAUGGUAAUGUUGUUGAUAAUAAAGAUAAGGAAAGCGAAACGGAUAAAGUAAUUGAACAAAUGGAUGCCUGUUCUAAGCUUGAUUUUGAUGAGAACUCAAACGAAGAAGUUACGAUUUCGGGUUCAGUUGAAGUUUUUGAUAAAGAAAUUCAAUCUGUUUUUGCUGAUGAGACUUCUAUGGUUCUUGAUGAGAAUGAUUCAGAUAAAAAGAGUGUUUCAUCUUUGACCGGGGUUGAUCAGGAGAGAAAUAUAGAUAAGGACUUGGUGAUGGUGGAUGUGGAAAAGGAUAAUUUAGCAAAUGAUAUGGGUAGUCAUGAAGAUGGUGAGGAAGGUGUUGCUGAUGGUGCUGAUAUUGGUGGUGGUGAUGAUACAAGUUCAAUAAGUGAUAUUUCGGAGCUUGUAGAGGAGAGAUUGGAGCAGUUAGAGAGUGAGAGAAUAAGUAAAAGGGCAGAAAAGAAUUCACGUGCUACAAUGAAGCCACUUGAAUUUGCUGAAGAGCUUGAGAUGAAGCAGGCUUCUACUGGUUUGCAUUGGGAGGAGGGUGCAGCUGCUCAACCAAUGCGGCUUGAGGGUGUUAGGAGAGGUUCAACCACAUUGGGAUACUUUGAUGUUGAGGCUAACAAUGCAAUCACUCGGACUCUUACAUCACAGGCAUUCAGGCGUGAUCAUGGCUCCCCUCAAGUUUUGGCAGUUCAUUUAAAUUUUAUUGCAGUGGGAAUGACUAAAGGAGUCAUAAUCCUAGUGCCAAGUAAAUACUCUGCUCAUCAUGCUGACAACAUGGAUCCUAAGAUGGUGAUACUUGGUUUGCAAGGGGAUCGGUUCCUUGCCCCUGUAACGUCCAUGUGCUUUAAUCAGCCAGGAGACCUGCUCUUAGCUGGCUAUGGUGAUGGUCAUGUUACGGUUUGGGAUGUUCAGAGGGCAUCAGCUGCAAAAGUUAUUACCGGAGAACAUACUGCACCAGUGAUACAUACAUUAUUUCUGGGGCAGGAUUCUCAAGUUACUCGCCAAUUUAAAGCAGUUACAGGUGAUAGUAAAGGCCUGGUCCUCUUACAUGCUUUCUCAGUUGUUCCCUUGCUUAAUAGGUUCUCGAUCAAAACACAGUGUCUUCUUGAUGGACAAAGAACGGGCACUGUAUUGUCAGCUUCACCCCUUCUUUUUGAUGAUUCAUGUGGGAGCACUUUAGUGACCUCUCAAGGGAAUGCUACAAGCAGUAUUGGUAGCAAGAUGGGUGGUGUAGUUGGGGGAGAUGCAGGUUGGAAACUCUUCGCCGAAGGCUCUUCUCUGGUUGAAGAAGGUGUGGUCAUAUUUGUCACCUAUCAAACUGCUCUGGUGGUAAGGCUUACUCCAACAUUAGAAGUUUAUGCACAACUUUCUAGGCCAGAUGGUGUGCGGGAGGGUUCCAUGCCUUACACUGCAUGGACAUGUAUGACACACCCUCGUGGCUUUUCAUCAGAAAAUACACCAUCAGAAACAGCAGAAAGAGUUUCACUGCUUGCUCUUGCAUGGGAUCGGAAAGUUCAGGUUGCAAAGUUGGUCAAAUCAGACCUGAAAGUAUAUGGGAAAUGGUCUCUUGACAGUUCAGCCAUAGGUGUCUCUUGGUUGGAUGAUCAGAUGAUGGUGGUUCUUACAAUGACAGGACAGCUCUAUUUGUUUGCUAGGGAUGGAACUGUGAUUCACCAAACAAGUUUCGCCUUUGAUGGUUCUGGAGGAGAUGAUCUUGUUGCAUAUCAUACUCACUUCAUUAAUGUCUUUGGAAACCCUGAAAAAGCUUAUCAUAAUUGUGUGACUGUGAGAGGAGCUUCCGUAUAUAUACUAGGACCUAUGCAUCUUGCGGUAUGCCGACUUCUUCCAUGGAAGGAAAGGAUUCAGGUUCUACGGAAAGCAGGUGACUGGAUGGGAGCUUUGAACAUGGCGAUGACACUUUAUGAUGGCCAAGCCCAUGGUGUUAUUGACCUUCCAAGAAACCGGGAAUUGGUGAAGGAGGCCAUAAUGCCCUAUCUUGUGGAGUUGCUUUUGUCAUACGUAGAUGAAGUGUUCUCUUAUAUUUCAGUGGCAUUUUGCAACCAAAUUGGUAAAAAGGAGCAGCCAGAUUACCCUGAAAGUAGAAACGGUUCUGUGCACUCUGAAAUAAAAGAGCAAUUCACUCGUGUUGGUGGUGUAGCCGUUGAAUUUUGUGUCCAUGUCAAGAGGACUGACAUUCUUUUUGAUGAAAUUUUCUCCAAAUUCAUCACUAUUCAGCAAAGAGAAACAUUUUUAGAGCUUUUGGAGCCGUACAUAUUGAAGGACAUGCUUGGAUGUUUGCCUCCUGAGAUCAUGCAAGCACUGGUAGAGCAUUACAGCAGCAAAGGAUGGUUGCAGCGUGUGGAACAGUGUGUUCUUCACAUGGACAUUUCUUCCUUGGACUUCAAUCAGGUUGCCAUUUUAUGUCGGGAGCAUGGUUUGUAUGGUGCUCUCGUGUAUCUUUUCAACAAAGGAUUAGAUGAUUUCAGGGCACCUUUAGAGGAGUUGUUGGUAGUUUUACGAAAUAGUCAAAGAGAAAGUGCUUCUGGCCUUGGAUACAGGAUGCUUGUUUACUUGAAGUACUGCUUUACAGGUCUUGCUUUUCCACCAGGACAAGGUACUCUUCCACCCUCACGCUUGUCGUCUCUUAGGACAGAACUUCUGCAAUUUUUGUUGGAGGUUUCUGAUGGCCAGGAUCGAAAAUCAGCUUCAACAUUGGCUUUUGGAGGGGCUUACCUUAACCUGUAUUAUCUCUUAGAGUUAGAUACUGAGGCUACUUUAGAUGUUCUCAAAUGUGCUUUCAUAGAAGACAAAUCCCCCAAACCCAACUCCUCUUUUUCUGAGUCUGGUGAUACAAAUGUGGAAGCUAAAAAGGAAAAUGAUUUGAUGGCUGAAUCUGAUACUAUGUUGGUUCAGAAAACUGUUGAUGCUCUGGUUCAUGCUCUUGAUAAGAAUGUCUCUCGAACAGAUGGGCUUCCAAGCAGUGAUGAUACUGAAUCAAUAGAAGCAUGGCCUUCAAAAAAGGACAUGGGCUAUCUGUUUGAGUUCAUUGCUUACUAUGUUGCAUGUGGAAGAGCUAAAAUCUCAAAAAUUGUUCUAAAUCAGAUUUUGGAAUACUUGACUUUAGAAAAUAAUAUUCCACAAAGCGUUUCCACCAUUAAUACUGAAAAAUCCAAAAGAAGAGAGAAGCAAUUACUCGCACUUUUAGAAGUAGUGCCAGAGAGUGAUUGGGAUCAAUCUUAUGUGUUGCAGCUAUGUGAGAAUGCACGCUUUUACCAGGUUUGUGGCUUAAUUCAUGCCAUCAGACACCAGUAUCUUGCUGCUCUCGAUAGCUAUAUGAAAGAUGUGGAGGAGCCGAUUCAUGCCUUCGUUUUUAUCAACAAUUCAUUAAUGCAGCUGAGUGGUGGAGAUCAUGCUACUUUUCGAUCAGCAGUCAUCUCUCGAAUUCCAGUGCUGGUCAAUUUAAGCAGGGAGGGGACAUUCUUCCUAGUUAUUGACCAUUUCAAUGAUGAGAGUUCACAUAUAUUAUCUGAACUUAACUCUCAUCCAAAAAGCCUUUUUCUUUACUUAAAGACAGUCAUUGAGGUUCACUUAUCUGGCACCUUCAACUUCUCUUAUUUAAGAGAAGAAGAGAGUGUGGAUGUCUAUAGUGGAAGAAGGGGGAAAGAUCAGUCAGAAGAGCUUGAAGCAUACUUGGAAAGAAUCUCCAAUUUCCCUAAGUUCCUGCGAAGUAAUCCUCUAAAUGUAACUGAUGACAUGAUUGAGCUUUAUUUGGAGUUAUUAUGUCAGUUUGAACGAGAUUCAGUUCUCAAGUUCUUGGAAACUUUUGAUAGCUAUCGAGUUGAACAUUGUCUACGCCUUUGCCAGGAAUAUGGAGUAAUAGAUGGGGCUGCAUUUUUAUUAGAAAGGGUUGGUGAUGUUGGUAGUGCUCUUUUACUUACACUGUCUGGCCUUAAUGAUAAAUUUACACAACUAGAUACUGCUGUCGGAAGUGGCAUCUCUAAAGUUUCUUUAGGUGGAUCUGCCAGCAUGGAGCAUUUCAAUUCUGUUUUAAAAAUGGAGGAGGUGAAUGAUAUAUGCAAUACAUUGCAUGCCUGUAUUGAAUUGUGCCAGCGGAAUACCCCUCGUUUGAAUCCAGAAGAGUCUGAGAUGCUUUGGUUUAGAUUACUUGACUCAUUUUGCGAACCUUUGAUGGGUUCACACUGUGAAGAAAGGGUAUCUGAGACGGAAAAUCAUGUGGGAAUGCUGGCUGAAUCAUCAGGUUCUCAAGAGGAAGAGGACUGCAUAAUCAAGUGGAGGAUCCCAAAAUCUCACAAAGGUAGUCAUUUAUUGAGGAAAUUGUUCUCUCAGUUCAUCAAAGAGAUUGUUGAGGGAAUGAUAGGAUAUGUUCGACUUCCAACUAUUAUGUCCAAACUCCUAUCUGAUAAUGGUAGCCAGGAAUUUGGAGAUUUUAAGCUUACCAUAUUGGGAAUGCUGGGAACAUAUGGCUUUGAAAGAAGAAUUCUGGAUACUGCCAAAUCUUUGAUAGAGGAUGACACGUUCUACACCAUGAGCUUACUGAAGAAGGGAGCUUCUCAUGGAUACGCCCCCCGAAGUUUACUGUGUUGUAUAUGUAACAGCAUUCUUACCAAGAAUUCUUCUAGCUUUCGAGUUCGAGUUUUCAAUUGUGGUCACGCAACUCAUCUUCAAUGUGAGCUUCUUGAAAAUGAGGCAUCAACUAGGGGCUUCUCUUCUGGAUGCCCUGUUUGUUUGCCUAAGAAGAAUACUCAGAAGUCUAGAAAUAAAUCUGCUCUUACAGAAAAUAGUUUAGUUAGUACAUUGCCCUCAAGACCCCUACCAGCACAAGGAUCAACAUUAUACCCUCACGAAAGUGAUGCACUAGAUAAUUCUCAUGGCCUUCAGCAAAUAUCACGGUUUGAAAUCUUAAGUAACCUUCAAAAAGACCAGAGAUUAGCCCAGAUAGAAAUUUUGCCUCAGUUGAAGCUUGCACCUCCGGCUAUUUAUCAUGAAAAAGUGAAGAAAGGGAGUGAACUUUUAGCAGGAGAAAGCAGCAGUCAUCUUGGGCCAAUAGAAAAACCAAGUAAAAGCAAGCAACUCAGGGAGCUAAAGUUAAAGGGAUCAUCAUCUCUCAGAUUCCCACUAAAAUCAAGUAUAUUCGCAGGUAAGGAGAAAACAAGCAAACGAUAGGAUCAUUGGCAUAUAUGUAUAUACUAACGAUACUCGAGAUGAAGUGCCUCUGAUGCUGUACCCUGUAGCUGUUGGAAAAAUUGCGAUUAUUAAAUCCAUGAUAAUUGGCAUUUGUAACCCUCGUUUUUUUUUUAUAUUUAUUUGUAUCAAAUAUGAAGAUUGUGGUGAUUGCAAAUUACUUUGUAAAUAUGAAAAAUUUUGUACAUGUAUCAUGGAAAGAUCAUUUCAUUGAGAUUAAGUUUAAAAUCAAAUCAAAGUGAAGUAGUACUUGUCCUG